Molecule: messenger RNA, 1299 nt
Organism: Scomber japonicus (chub mackerel)
Lineage: Eukaryota; Metazoa; Chordata; Actinopteri; Scombriformes; Scombridae
Gene: tfap2a
Product: transcription factor AP-2 alpha
Exons: 7
Coding region: 1-1299 (432 amino acids)
Biological process (GO): regulation of transcription by RNA polymerase II; anatomical structure development; regulation of cell population proliferation
Cellular component (GO): nucleus
Molecular function (GO): DNA-binding transcription factor activity, RNA polymerase II-specific; RNA polymerase II transcription regulatory region sequence-specific DNA binding
Source: RefSeq, a predicted model, not a curated record
AUGAAAAUGCUUUGGAAAUUAACUGAUAACAUUAAAUAUGAAGAUUGCGAGGACCGCCAUGACGGCACCAGCAAUGGGACAGCCAGGCUACCUCAGCUGGGCGGCGUGGGCCAGAGUCCCUACACGAGCGCCCCUCCGCUCUCCCACACACCGAACUCGGACUUCCAGCCCCCGUACUUCCCCCCGCCCUAUCAGCCCAUCUAUCCGCAGUCUCAGGACCCUUACUCGCACGUCAACGACCCGUACUCCCUCAACUCCCUGCACGCCCAACCGCAGCCGCAGCACCCGGGCUGGCCGGGCCAGAGACAGGGUCAGGACAGCGGCCUGCUGCACCAGCACCGCAGCCUGCCCCACCAGCUGUGCCGGGAGUACCGCAGGGAGGUGCUCCUACCGUCCGGCCACGGCCUUGACACGGGACUGUCGGACUCUAUCCCUAUCCAUGGAAUACCUCACUCUUUAGAAGAUGUUCAGUCUGUUGAGGAUCAAGGAAUUCACGUCCCCGACCAGACUGUAAUUAAAAAAGGUCCAGUGUCUUUAUCCAAGAACAACAACGUCUCCGCCAUCCCCAUAAAUAAGGACGGUCUUUUUGGAGGGGUGGUAAACCCCAACGAGGUGUUCUGCUCAGUUCCGGGUCGCCUGUCCCUGCUCAGCUCCACAUCAAAGUACAAGGUCACUGUGGCGGAGGUGCAGAGACGCCUCUCGCCGCCCGAGUGCCUCAACGCUUCUCUGCUGGGCGGGGUGCUGAGGAGGGCCAAAUCUAAGAACGGAGGAAGAUCCUUAAGGGAGAAGUUGGAUAAAAUCGGCUUGAAUCUACCUGCGGGCAGACGCAAGGCAGCCAACGUCACCUUGCUGACGUCACUAGUGGAAGGCGAAGCGGUACAUCUUGCCAGGGAUUUUGGUUAUGUAUGCGAGACCGAGUUUCCAGCCAAGGCAGUAGCUGAAUAUGUAAACCGUCAGCAUUCCGACCCAAACGAACAAGUCCAAAGAAAAAACAUGCUAUUGGCCACGAAGCAAGUCUGCAAAGAGUUCACAGAUCUUCUGUCCCAGGACCGCUCGCCGCUGGGAAACUCACGGCCGCAGCCCAUUCUUGAACCGGGAAUCCAGAGCUGUUUGACCCACUUCAGUCUAAUCUCGCAUGGUUUCGGGACCCCGGCACUGUGCGCGGCAGUCACGGCCCUGCAGAACUAUCUGACCGAGGCUAUCAAAGCCAUGGACAAAAUGUACCUCAACAACAACCCCAACAGUCACUCAGAUAACGGCACUAAAGGCGGAGACAAAGACGAGAAGCACAGAAAGUGA